Molecule: messenger RNA, 543 nt
Organism: Ustilaginoidea virens
Lineage: Eukaryota; Fungi; Ascomycota; Sordariomycetes; Hypocreales; Clavicipitaceae
Exons: 2
Coding region: 1-543 (180 amino acids)
Source: RefSeq, a predicted model, not a curated record
AUGGUCCUAAGUCCUGACUUUUCUUCAUCUCCUCUCUGCCCUUUCCGCCUGGAUUCUCCCCUUCAACUCACCCAACACCCCAAACGUCCCCCGAGCGGCUAUCCCGAUCCCGACUCCCGAGUCUACUCACAUUUGGUCGCUGUCAGAAAUAGCCAUGCUCGCGAAGACCGCUUCAUGCUCGACGUGGAUCGUCUUUUUUUCGCCCGGUCUAUUCUUCAUAUAUUCCGUGAACAAGCUUUUCUAGGUCCCCCACGCCCUCGAAAUUGUCUCGCAUGGCAUCUACAGACUUUUUUCACUUCACGCCAUGCACAGAAGAUAGCUCUCGAGGUGACCUUUGACCUUCCUCGUCUCCACGAACGGACGAGAUGGUGGGCUUUCCUGUUUGCUGUGAAUCCAGAACAGCGCGCGGCUGAGAUGACAGACAUUGUUGACAUCAGGGUCAACUACAUGGACAAGCACAACGUUCAAUACACCAUCCUGUCAUACACUGCCCCCGGUGUCCAAGACAUUUGGACUCCAGGGAAGCCCAGAACCUCGCCGUAG